Rotaria sp. Silwood2 is the source of this 597-nucleotide messenger RNA. Lineage: Eukaryota; Metazoa; Rotifera; Eurotatoria; Philodinida; Philodinidae. The record is from the annotation of a GenBank genome assembly.
AUGUUAGGUCCAUCAUCAUCGUUUACCAGCACUGAAGAAACCCUUCGUUCAUCUGUUUCGUCAAAAAAUCCACAAGGAUUAGAUUUACCAACAAACACAUCAACAAUUCCGCAACGUCUACAAUUAAAUUCAAAUAUGAACAACGAACGAAAAUUAGAUGAGUUACAAUACACAUCAUUACAUCAAUUAUCACCAACUACAACGUUUGAUCAAAAUGAUCGUUUAAAAUUAGAAGUUGAACGGUUAACAAAAGAAUUAGAACUGAUAAAAUUACAACAAUCUCAACAACAAUCAAAUGUACGUUCAUCUCAUUCUGAUACAUUUUGUGCAAUUGUUCAACAACCGACGACAACAAUAACACAAUUACCAUAUUCGAAUGUAAAUACGACACCUAUUCAUAUAAUAGUUAAUACCGAUCCACUUCAACAAAUGAAAGACUUUGUCAAGCCGUUCAAUGGCAAUCCCAACGAUGAGGUUAUUAAAUGGUUGGAGAGUAUUGUUCAUUAUUUUGACAUUGCACAAAUAUCAGGUGAUAAAGAAACUUUAUAUUUUCAAUAUGCUCCAGCAUUCUUGAAGGAAUAUGCAUAUAAAUGGUGA